CUCACGAAGCCAGCGAUGUCUUUCGAGAACGAAAAGAAACCGCCCUCGUCCCUCGACGCGCUCCCCGAGGACGCAAUCCCCAAAAUCGACCCCGAGCUCGCUAGGAAGAUCAGGGAGGAGGAGGAUGCCCACAUCGGUGUCAAGACAGUAGAGGCCGCGGAGAGAGUCUACGGCCGUUGGUCCAAGUGGUUCCUUUUCAUUGGUAUCGGCCUCGCGUCGUACAUCUACUCCCUGGAUGGUCAGACGACAUACAACUACCUCGCAUUUGCCACCUCCUCUUUCGACAAGCAUGGCCUCAUCUCGACCAUCCAGGUCGCGCAGUCCAUCAUCAUUGCUUGUGGAAAGCCCGUUAUUGCCAAGGUCGCGGACGUCUCGUCCCGUGGGACAUCCUACAUCGUAGUCUUGGUAUUCUACGUAAUUGGGUACAUCGUUAUCGCCUCCGCCAACGGCGUCGGCGCCCUCGCGGCCGGUAUCAUCUUGUAUGCCAUAGGAUACACCGGACUACAGCUGCUCACGCAGAUCAUCAUCGCCGACAUUACCACGCUCAAAUGGCGUGGUCUCGUCUCCUCGCUCACCUCGGCGCCGUUCAUCAUUAACGCCUUUAUCGGCUCGAUGGUGGCGACGUCGAUGCUCGAGAACUCGACUUGGCGCUGGGGUUACGGGAUGUUCGCGAUCCUCAUCCCCGCUUCGCUCUCGCCCCUCAUUAUCACCCUCUUCUGGGCCGAGCGCAAGGCAAAGAAGCUCCAGCUCGUCGAGGCACCCGUCUCCAUGCUCGACGCCCCCGUCCGCGUGCCCAUCCUGCGCCGCAUCUGGCUCUACGCCGAGCAGCUCGACAUCGUCGGCCUCGCGAUCCUCGGCACGGCGGUCGCCCUCAUCCUCCUCCCGCUCACCCUCGCUCAGGGCGCGAAGGGACAGUGGCACAACCCUUCGAUGAUUGCGAUGAUCGUCGUCGGGUGUGUCUUGCUCCCUGUUUUCGCGAUCUGGGACGUGUAUUUCGCGAAGCGCCCCGUCAUUGCGCACCGUUUCCUUACGAACCGGUCGAUCGUCUUCGCGUCGUGGAUCGGAUUCUUCGACUUCUUCUCGUUCUACCUCUCGUUCACGUACCUGUACUCAUUCGUGCUAGUGACGAAGUCAUGGUCGUUGAUCAACGCGACCUACUUUGCGCAGACGCAGACCGUCGCUCUCACCGUCUUCGGUAUCACAGCAGGCUUCGGCAUGCGGUACCUUCACCGUUACAAGUGGGUCCUCUUCACCGGAUUGACCAUCCGUCUCCUCGGCGUCGGUCUCAUGAUCCACUCGCGCGGCGCGAACGCGUCCGACGCCGAGAUCGUCUGGACCCAGCUCCUGCAGGGCAUCGGCGGCGGCUUCGCGGCCGUCGCCUCGCAGGUCGGCGCGCAGGCAUCUGUUCCGCACGUCGACGUCGCGAUGGUCACUGCCAUCGUCCUCCUCUGGACCGAGAUCGGCGGCGCCGUUGGCAGCGGUGUCGCGGGCGCGAUUUGGACGAACACGAUGCCGAAGCAGCUCGAGAAGCACCUGCCCGCUCUCAACGCGACCGAGCGCGCGGAUCUCUUCGGGAGCAUCACGACCGUGACCGCGCUCCCCUUCGACGACCCGACGCGCCAGGGCGUCAUUGCCGACAUGGACGUUGACGAAAUGCGCGCGCUCGCAGCGUACGGCGACACGAUGCGCGACCUGCUGAUCGCCGCGACCGUGCUCUCCGUCGUGCCCAUCCUGCUCUCGCUCGGCAUGCCGAACUGGUACCUCGGCGACAAGCAGAAUGCGGUCGACGCGGCGGACCUCAAGGGCGAGCGUGUUGUGCCGAUCGGUGAGACGCGUGCGGGUGCGCGCACGGUGGACGAGGAGAAGGGCGUGGAGCGGGUGUAG
Trametes versicolor FP-101664 SS1 is the source of this 1884-nucleotide messenger RNA. Its product is annotated as drug:h+ antiporter. NCBI's taxonomy places the organism in Eukaryota, Fungi, Basidiomycota, Agaricomycetes, Polyporales, Polyporaceae. Gene Ontology annotation, molecular function: transmembrane transporter activity. The transcript is spliced from 14 exons. The record is from RefSeq and is a predicted model, not a curated record. Gene Ontology annotation, biological process: transmembrane transport. Bases 16 to 1884 code for a protein of 622 amino acids.